Topomyia yanbarensis is the source of this 19771-nucleotide messenger RNA. RefSeq names its product UPF0047 protein YjbQ. Lineage: Eukaryota; Metazoa; Arthropoda; Insecta; Diptera; Culicidae. The record is from RefSeq and is a predicted model, not a curated record. The transcript has 4 exons. The coding region runs from base 2090 to 2605 and encodes 171 amino acids.
CCGUUUUUGGACUACCGUGAAGGUGUUCAUCGUCAUUCGCCUCAUUCGCUGUUCGAUCGGGAGCAAAACUCAACUUGUACCGUGUGUGCCGUAAUCGUAGCACAGUUUGUAAAGCGCAUAGAGUACAGCAGACUGUGAUGGAGUGUGAGAGAAAAAUUACAUAAAACAAAACUGCUGCUCCGGUACCGUUUUCGUGGUCACCUUCGGUCGGAUUUUGUGCCCACCAUAGCUUGAAGAUUGCAAAGUGCCCUCUGGAGAAAAAGUUUGCUUAGUUUCGUGGUCAAAGGAAAAGUUAAUGCUGUACGUGCAAACCGCAGUGUUGUGCGAUCGAUAGCAGUCGUAUUUAUUGGAACCUGUGGAAAAUACAUCUAGAACAAUUGAAAAAAUAGGUUUUCUUUAAAAAAUAAAGUUGUGCUAGUAGGAAGAUAACUGAUGCCAGCGGAAGUAUCUGAUUCUACCUAAAAAAGCCCAUAUUAAAAAUGUUGGGCUCCUGAUACCAGAUUUUCAAACACGGUCCCUUCGCUCUCUUAUUCUUAUUUUACUAUUUGAAUCUCCAAAUUGGCACCAAGAGUGUGGAAGAAAGAGAGCAUCCAACCUGAUUCAACUAUAGAGCCCGUGUGCAAAAACAGCAGAGCAAAAAUGCGAGCCUACUACCGCUAGCAGUACUGCUUCUGUGAAGGAAUUUUCCCAAAAAUCUUCCCUGGUCGUGUUUAUCGGAAGUACAAUGCAGUGACAGUUGUUCUCUUGUGCCUCCAAACGCCUACCAAAAGAUACGAUGGUAUCAAUGCUGUUUGCCAGUUAGCAGGAAUUCGCCAGAGUAUAGUGAAGAAGCGAGUGAAUGGCCUGAAUGGACAUUCCAGGAGUUGUCAAUUGGGUGGAGGAAUUUUCAGGAAAAAGUUUUUCGUUAGCGCAAAAGUGAAAAAGAAACCAAACGAUUAGUGCAUAUAAGAGAAGAAACGGAAGUGAUGCAUAGUCUUGAGGACUAACGACCCGACCCGCAAGUGAGAUAGAGAGAGUGCUGAAAAGUAGUGUUUUCCUCACGUCACGACAGAUUGCGUUGUCCCUUUGCGGAAGGAUUCGCACUGGUUUGGAGAGAGAGUGUGAGUGCGGCCUCAAUUUUCGUUGUCUGACAAAAUCAUCAGCAGGCAGAAGUAAAAAUCCUCGUUCACAUUAAAGUAUAAAAUAAGUUCAUACAUAGAGCAAGUACCGAGGAAAAAUAGUUAAGAAAAACUGGAGUUGUGUUGGGUAAAAAAAUAACGAUACCAAUUUUCUUUCUGAUCAGGCGGUUUAGAAAUUUAGCAUCCGGAGGCAACACGAACUUGCAUUCGUAAAACAACCAUACCGUGCAGUGUGUACAGCAUCCUAUUAAUCCUUUCAGUAAUCAGGAUUAUUUUUUGUGCAAUUUUCGACCCGGACGGAUUUCUGAAAGCUUUUAUAGGAAACCCGCAAUAGUUCGACAAUUCAAAUUAUCUGGUAGAUCGCAUUGUAUAGUAAGAAAAUCAGUGUACAGUCCCCAAAAAGGUGAAAUAAUUUUUUUUAAUAUUGUUUGUAUAAAGAGAGCCUCACUUGAAUCAAGUGUGCGAAUUGGCCUUUAUUAAGUUUCUCGGGAAGUUGCAUUUUUGUGAAAACCCUAGAAAUAAAACAACGCAAGUGGGCAAAACUAUAAGUUACUUUUAAGUGAGUGUAAAAACAGUUCGCCACGACGUCGACCAACAGCAACCAGCCACCACCGACAGCAGCAGUAGGAGUAGGAACAGGGUCGGGACCAUCAUCAUCGGGAAAAGGAGGAGGCGGAGGAGGAGGACGUCGACGUUCCCGCAGCCAAGUACCGAAUAGCAGCGGCGGUAGUGCCAGUGCUAGUCGGCGAAGCAGCAAAACGGAUUACGCUCGGCGGAGAAGUCCUCCUUCUUCGGUCACUGACGAUUCUUCCUCCUCACUACUGCUGUCAGUGUCUGCCGGAGGUCGCACGGCAGGAGGCACGGCGGGCGCAAUUGACCGCGAGCGCGAAAGCGGAGGCGGCGGCGGAGGUUCAGCUACCAGUCAUCAACACCAUCCACAUCCGCCUGAGUCGUAUGAGAAGAGUCAUAACAUGGCUUCGUCUAAUCACCGUGGAAUACAGAUCGGCUCGGCCUGGUUCCAGCGGAAAAUCAAUCUGCGACCGCAGCAUCGAGGUGUCCAUUUGGUGACCGAGGAAAUCCUGCGUCAGAUGCCAGAGUUGGGACAGUUCUCAGUUGGAUUGUGCCAUGUUCAGAUACUACACACAUCGGCCAGUUUAGCGUUGAAUGAGAGUUGGGACCCAGACGUACGGGACGACAUGGAGAUGAUGCUGAACAAGAUUGUGCCGGAAGGACUCCCGUAUCGACAUUCCUGUGAAGGUCCGGACGAUAUGCCCGCCCACGUAAAAGCGUGCUUUCUCGGCAGCUCACUGACAAUCCCGAUCACCGAUGGCAAACUGUCGCUUGGCACGUGGCAGGGGGUGUGGCUUUGUGAGCAUCGUGAUCACGCGGGCUCCCGCAAACUGGUGAUAACGCUGUCCGGUUGUCCCCGGGACUCGGCACGUAGUCCCCUCUCACCGGUAUCGCCAAUUGCGUCCACCUCCAGUUAGGGACGGCCACGCUCUGCUCGCGAUAGUCGGUAAUCGUGGGUUAGAGCGGUGCUCUGCUGUAACUUUCAUACUAAUAAGGGUCCUUACACUAUUGGAGUUAGCCUUUGCAAAAGGUUUUACAUGGAGACCUAUGAAUAAUGUUAAUUAGCAAGUAAAGGGGAGUCGGUGAAAUGAACGGUGGAGGCAAUUGGAACAGAUUUUAAUAAGCGAAAGUGAAGUCUCUAGGCAGACAGUUCAUACUAAUAAAAUCUAACAAUUAACAUAGAUACAGAAGGACGAAAGCGAAGAAAACAUCAAAAAGAAAGAUUAAUUUACAAUUUAUAUGAAAAAUAGUACUUUUAGAUAUAUAACAAAUAGAAAUCGCUAAACAAAUUUCACAUAAAACGCAAUGAUAAUAGCAUUAAGAUGUCUACUUGGAAGCUAAUAAGGAAAAUAAACUCGGAAACAACUAUUUUUUACCUAAAUAGGCAGAACUCAUUUUUCAUUUUUACCUACUGGGCGUAGGGAAAAUAGAACAACUAUUGAAUAGCAAAAAUACCAAACCUGGUUAGAAAUAGUGGAAUGAUAUUUUAGUUCACAUUUCAGUUAGCUAUUUUCGUCAAAAACUAUUUAGGGCAAAUAGGCUGAACCAACGCGAACACGAAUGCACAAAUAUGAAAGAAACUAGAAUAUUAAAUCAAGCCCAAACAUACAAACAAUUCUUAUCGUGUAGUAUCAAAUAAAAGUAGCAUUCCUCCUUAGUUAACUCACGUGAACCACACCAUCAAAUGCGAUAAACGGUACCAAUAUAUAAUAGCGAAUUAACUCGUUCACAUUUGUUAAAAGCUGUCGUAAGUGUUUUGAUUUCCACUUGAUCGAUCUUCAAGUCUAGUUUUCUUUUCGGUUCUAUUUUCCAGUUAUCUCGUUUACUGUUAUUAAUAGAAAGCAACAAGCAGAAUACAUGCAAACCAAAUCUUCGGUAAAAUAAAGAAAUGAUUGGCUCGUGGGCGAAUGCUAAUUGAGUAUAUGACCAACAUAUGAUUGAUCACUUGAAUGAGCCGAACAGUUACACUGGAAGUGUGAUUGUAAAAACCAUCAAAUUGCAAUUAGAUCGAAUGUACAUAAUGUGUAGGAUUUAGCAUGUUUUCAAAUGCAUCUUAUUGUUUUAAACAAUUCCAUAAAUUAAGUAACGGGCAGCAUAUUGUUUGUGCCUCUGCGAAAAGCACCAGGAUUGCGUGAAUGGAUAUCGUUUGUUUGGUGGUCUCUGAAUAAGCACGGAUACUGUUGACGAAUGCGAAUUGUUGAUUUUUGUUGUUGUUUUAGGCGGUGUCACACUCCGGUUUUAGAAUACAUCAGUUGUAGCAUGUAAAGAUUUUAAAUUGCAAUUUUUAGAAUCGAAAGAUCAGAUGAUGACGGGAGCAGGUACACGAAAGUAAUCGCGAAUGAAAUAGCGUUACUAUUAGUAAAUCGACGCGCUGCCUUUGACUUUCGAAUCAUGAUAGAGUUUCAUGGGUCGAUUACUCGUAUUCGUAUCGAUGUUUCCAUUUCAAAAAAGAUUUGUUAAUAACACUAUGUUUUGUUAAUUCGUUUCGAAAGACCUUAUUAUUUGCAACUAGUUCGAAUAACUUAAGUUGUUCGCUUCAAUAGCUAAUCUCACUCAAGUCUUUUUAGGUAGGGGUAAGGAUUGCCGUAAUUAAAACUGCAAGAAAUGUAAAACGCGUGAAAAUGCCGCGUUAAAAGAAAUAGUGCAUUAAGGAAAACAUCAACUCGAACAUCCGUCUUAAAAAUGCUUUCUCGUUCAUAGAUAGAAGGAUAAUCAAUAUCGUCAAUCAGCAAAUAUUCUGCAUUGAUCUAACCACACAGUAAAACUUUUGCUUAAAGAAUCUAUUUUUGAUUUUUUUGCAUUAUUUUUUUAUUGAUUCCAAUAUUUUUACAUUUCUGUACAUUAUUGUUCAUGUUCAGUGAUACAGUCGUUGCUUUUCAUCUUUUUUUGACAUUUCCUUUCUUUGAUUACUGUUUAACGGUUUGAAUUUUCGGUAGGCCGUAUUUUGGUUUUAUAAGUGAUGUGCAGAUUGGAAUAUGACUUAACCUAACUGAAACUAAACUAUGUCGAUUUAAAAUAGUUAUCUGAUUAUUGGGUGCUCAGAUAGAGUACAUUUGUCGUGGAACUUAGUAGGAACAGCUAAAAGUUUAUCGUGAAUUUCGGUUGUGUCAGCCGUUUCGUAAAUAGUAGUUGUCCUCGUAUGCCACAGCAGGUUGAGAAUCAUUUUCAAAGCUUGGUUUUGCAUGAUUUGAAUUUUGCUCCUAUGAAUUACAGCGCGUCGUCCCCACACAGGCAUAGCGUAUGGUACAACCGGGAGGUGAUAAAUUGCUAUUUUGUUUCUAAUAUGCAAAGCUGACCUUCUUUCGAUUAGUGGAUACAGAUUUUCUCUACGUGAGAACGGAAGAGUAGUUUACGAUCAAUCGUGAGCCCCAGGUACACCACCUCAGAGGGCCAAUCUAUAGGCAAUCCAUUUAUGAUGAUUUUGCAGACGGCUGCUGGAACGUGUUUCGCUGAUAGGCUAAGCGGAAAUAAAAUCGUUUGGGUUUUCCACGCAUUAAUUUUUAUCUUGCAAGUGUGAAGGUAUCUUGUGACUGUGUUUUUUUUAUUUAUUAACAGAUUAAGGCCGAAGUGGCCUGUGCCGUAUACAAAAGAUUCCUCCAUUCCACUCGGUCCGUGGCCGCGCGUCGCCAGCCACGCAGUCUGCGAAGGGUCCGCAAAUCGUCUUCCACCUGGUCGAUCCAUCGUGCUCGCUGCGCGCCACGUCUUCUUGUACCGGUCGGAUUGCAAUUGAGAACCGUUUUCACCGGGCUAUUGUCCGACAUUCUGGCUACGUGCCCGGCCCACCGUAGUCGUCCGAUUUUCGCGGUAUGACAGAUGGGCGGCUCCCCCAACAGCUGAUGCAACUCAUGGUUCAUUCGCCGUCUCCAUGUGCCGUCUUCCAUCUGCACUCCGCCGUAGAUGGUACGCAGCACUUUCCGUUCGAAGACACCAAGUGCGCGUUGGUCCUCCACGAGCAUGGUCCAGGUCUCGUGCCCGUAGAGAACUACCGGUCUAAUCAGCGUCUUGUAGAUGGUCAACUUCGUACGACGGCGAACUCUGUUCGACCGAAGUGUCUUGCGGAGGCCAAAGUAACGAUUUCCUGCCACGAUGCCUCUACGAAUCUCUCUGCUGGUAUCAUUGUCGGCGGUCACCAGUGAGCCCAAGUACACGAACUCUUCAACCACCUCGAUUUCGUCGCCACCGAUGCAAACUCGAAGUGGGCGGUUCUCAUUUUCUUCUCGUGAACCUCUUCCUAUCAUGUACUUUGUCUUCGACGUGUUGAUGGCAAGUCCGACGCGCUUGGCUUCUCUUUUCAGUCUGAUGUAGGCUUCCUCCAUCUUCUCAAAGUUUCGUGCAAUAAUAUCAACGUCAUCGACGAAGCCAAGUAGCUGAACGGACUUUGUGAAAAUCGUACCACUCGUGUCGAUCCCUGCUCUUCUUAUUACACCUUCCAGCGCGAUGUUGAAUAACAGACACGAGAGACCAUCACCUUGCCGUAACCCUCUGCGUGAUUCGAAGGGACUCGAGAGCGUCCCUGAGACACGUACUAUGCACAUCACCCGAUCCAUCGUCGCCUUCACUAAUCACUAAUCUUGUGACUGUGUCCAAACAGUUUUGAAGCUUUUUAGUCAGAUGCUCGCAGAGUAUAGCGAAGUGUACACGUUAUACAAUAUCACUCGAAGAAUACUUCCCUGAGGGACACCUACGGGGAUAUCAAAGCUAUUUGACAGGGUACCGUUGACGCUUACGUUGAAUCUUCUUCCACUGAGGUAAUUCUGGAUGAUCUUGAUAAGAAAGUUAGGGUAUUUGUUGCAUUACAACUUGUAGAUGAGCCCAUCGUGCCAAACGUUAUCGAACGCCUUUUCAGCAUCCAUUGGACAUAGCUGCACAUCUCGCAACGGCCGUGUUUCUGCCGAUGAUGAUGCUCAGGGUAACCAACGUUUCUCGUACAGCAGUUUCCAUAGGACUGCUUACUAUGGAGCUAUUCAGCUUGAUCGAAUUGAGAAUAUUCUCUGCUAUGGCUUUGCUUUCUCAACAGAAGCGAUGUCAUUUAGAGCUCACGGAGGAAUAUGUUGCGGUUUAGAUUUAAGAACCUUAGAUAUCCUUCAAAUAGGACGUUAGAGAGGGUCAAGUCUUCACACCAUGUUCGCGAAGUCGUGUCAAUUUGGCAAGAUUGUGUUUGUAUUUUCUUUCCAUGUCGUUUCCGUUGUAGUACUGCCUUGGGCAGUUUACGGAUGUUAGAUAGUGCGAUUGGAUCGCAAUUCAGUGUAUUUUUGAUCGCCAAUUUAACACCACCACCGCCCGAGUGGGUUCGAUCAAGUCCUAUAAUAGAGAAAUUGAAAUUUAUCCCGUUAGGAUCACAAUGUCUGUUCCUUGUAGCGCUAAAAACUAUCCUAAUUCAAUACGUUUCCGCGGUACUCCCCGGGAGUCAAAACUCCAAAAAUGAAGAGCCUUGGAUACUACAUCUCGAAAACUAUACGACCGCACAGUUGUUUUUCCGCCAAAAACGUGCGAAAAAUUACUUUGAAAAUACUCGAGAUAGGAAAAAUCAUGUGUUAAUAAAAAUUGUGUAUUUUGACGAUUGGAAGAAUUUCAUAGAAUAUAUGAAAUUCGUAGGAAUGAUAAUGGAAAGAAAAGAUAUUAAAAAAUAUUUUUGGGAUGCAUCCAAAUAUAACGAACUUUAACUUCUAAAGCGUUUAAAGAACAUACUUAGUGUGUUUGGUAAAGAUAUUCGCGAAAGCAAAUUCAACAACUUUUCGAAAGAUGUUUGGUCAUAACUACCACAAAAGAACUGCGCACUUCUAGGAGUAUUCGCUAAACUCAUAGCAGCAAAUCGCAGACCUUGCUAUUUUUGGUAAAUACCCCGAAAACACUAUUGACGUACACUUAGCUGUUUCAACAUAAGCAACCAAUUACUGCUUGAAACACUAUAUUUUUCAAAAGUUGUCGAAUUACUUCGAAAAUACACGACUAAUUUUGUAGUAUAGAAAGUUGUCCAUUUUGACAAUUCAAACUUUAUUACCGAACACCGAGCUUAUCAGCAUGAUAUCCAAAAAGUUAUAUCAAUGAAUUGGCUUUUAAGGAGUCAUCCACAAACAGCAAGUAAUAAUGUUGAAGAUAUUAAAGAUGAAGACUUUGUGUCUUCAACAAAGUUGUUGGCAAAAGCUUGCUCUACAACUUUGUUGUAGACAUAAGCUUAAUAUAUGUGCUUCCAAGAAAGUAUAUAAAUAUGUCUCACUUUUUGAGAGGUUAAUCAUUAAAAUCACACCACCAAAGGGGCUUAUAAUGACCACAAAUUUCUCCAAAGGUGUCAUGAACCCAAAUUUAACGAUUUAAGUGUAAUUAAUAGGUCGAACCAUUUUGUCAAAAAACCAUUGUGGACCGGUCAGAGUAAUGUUGAGUUUAUUGGGAAAAAGAAUAUUUGUGCUGAAUUAUACAUUCAAUUUUUGUCUGCAGAAAUAUUUUUCGUUUCUCGAUGAGAAAUAGGCGGCGGUAAAUAUAACAAUUUUUGAGAUGUUCUCCCACGCUUCUUAUGAAUCUGACUCAGAAUUUAGUAGCAAGAUAUCUGGUUGUCAUCAUGGACAGUUUUCCACCAAAGAUUUUAUAUGCAUAUUUUUUUCGAAAUACCCCAAUGAAGACGCCCUGUAGUUCAUAAAUAAUGUACCUAAAUAGGUUCAUUGUUGAAAAAUAAGUUGUUUGUACUAGAUUCAGGAAAACAUUUCUGCUGUUUGAUAUAAUUGGUCACUAAUAUCGAUGAGUAUAUUAACCCUUUAACGGCGUCUAUAUUCGCUGUGGACAAGAACAAAAUUCCGCCGCGAACGUAUUUCAUCGUGAAAUAUAUUAGAACAUUGGGGAUCUGAAUUAUUUUCUGAAGAAAAAAUGUGGUAUGCCCACUUUUUACUUUGAGUAUAGUCGUAUCAUGUCCAAACACGAAUCGCAAAAGACCGAAUGUGAUCUCCCGAGACUUCAGUCUAUUCACGACCAAUAGCAUUUUUCAGCAUUUCAAGACAAUGAAAAUCAGUUUUUCUGUCUUUUGGUGUAUUUUAGACUGACAAAAUGAGGACAUUAACGAAAUCGGAAAAUAUUUUUUGAAUGAAUUUCCCUAAAAGGGUCUUCCAGAGAAAAAUUUGAAAAACAACUAUAUUUUUAUUUUUGCAUGUUUGUGCUAAGAAAAGUGUACUCAAGAAUGAAUUUACUCCAAUUUGACUUGGUUAGUCUGCUAGAGUCAUUUUCAUGUGAGGCUGACAAAAUCAAGUUAAAUAGCUGACAAAAUCGGGAUCAGAUAGAAUCUGACAGAUAAAUUCGUGACUUCACUGUACCAGCGUAUUUUUUUUUCGAAGCUUACUUUAAAAUGAAACAAAAUGAAAAAUACAUAGUACUCGCGUCUGGGUAACAUCAUCCUAAUACAACACAUCCGAAAUGUGAUUCGGAAUUUCAGCUCGAAUGCAACAACCCAUUCUGACCGAAUCGACUGAUAUUUUGGAUAGAAAUGCUGAGAGAAAACUCUCCCACUGCGAUGAAUGGGGUUCAGCAGCGGAAUCUGCUGUCGAAACGACUGAGACAGAGACUUGUGAGGGAAAAAGUUUUAAUUUUUUUUAAAUAAUUUUUUUCUGGAGAAUAAUGGGUAUUAGAAUGUAUGGGCACAAACUCUACAACCUGUUCCUAUAUUUUUCUCUGCAUCAAAUUUGUAUUUAUUUUACAACUACAAUAUUAUAGUUUCACCAUAUACCCUACUUUUUACAUCUUUUCCAUACAUUUUAAUUCACGUUAACCAUCACCGAAGCAGCGCCAUCUCUUAAAUAUGUUCAUGAAAGUAUUACCUAAUUGACCAUAUUCAGUCAAACGCAGCAAAAUCAUCGCUCUAUCUAUUAAUACGAAUAACUGAUUUCUUCAUUUAUUUGAGGCGUAAAUUGGUAAAUUGGGGACGGGCAUAGCGUAGUUGGUAGAUCGAUUGCCUUGUAUGCAGCUCACCUGGGUUCGAUACCCAACCCCGCACAUAGGGAUAGAGAUUUUUUUCAAAAAGAUUUCUCCAACCCGAAAAGAUGCGAGUGACCCUAAGGUUAAAACCUCUAUAAAUUUUUUUUGGUAAACUGUCAAUUUCUAUGGUUUCUAACCUGUUACAGCGAAGACCCGAUUUUAUCAGCCCCGAUUUUGUCUACCUCCGAUUUUAUUAACUUUUUCACCCGAUUUGUCAGUCGCAUAUUAUAAUUGAUAGUUGGUAGUUUGAUGGGCUCUAGCAGAUGAACCAAGUUGAAUUCGAGUAAAUCCUUUCUUGGGCAUAUUUUUCUUAUCUUAAAGAUCCGAAAUAUGCAAAAACAUUUUUUUAUUUUGCGGUGUCAUACCACCUUAAGGGAAAUCUAAACUAAUUAAUCAGAAAGGCUUUUGAGGCUAUAUCUAGAGACUAAAGAAGGGGGAUUUUGGGAGUUUUAGCUUCUUAAAAAGAAAAAAAAUGUAUGUCCCGAUUUUGUUAAUGUCCCCGAUUGAUAAGCCUAAAAAUCACCAAGAGGCUGAUAAAAAUGGGUCUUCACUGUAUUAGUGCAAAUUUGACAUAGUUCACACGAGGGUCUGCCUCGAAGGGCAAAAUAGCGUAUCCGAAUAAGAAUGCAAAGAGCGGUAGAUUUGACAAACACAACACAUAUUCAAAAUAAACUGCAUAAGGUAUAUGCGUAUGUGUUCAAUAAUAUUAUUGGUCGCGAAUGCUCUGGAAAUCUCAAAAUGGCUGAAUGUACUAAUUUGUAUAUUCAGAUCAUUAUGUUUUAAAUAAUCUCGUUUUUCAUAAAAAAUCUGUUUGGGAUUCGAUGCAAUAUUUACGCAAUCUCGAUCCUGCCAAUCGUAAAACCAAAACCCUCGCGUUACAUAUCUAACCUUAUCUGGUAUCCUCUUGGGUUUUCACGCCAAUUGCGUGAGUGCGGCUCUGCCAGAAAUGUGCAUGGACGGACAUUUAUUAUUGUUUCGAUGUCAAGGGGUGGGCCGCUUAGCACAAAAUAUCGCCUGUGUCCCAAUGUGCCACGAUGUGCCAUAGUGUUCCACAAAACAGAAACACGGGUUUUAUGGCUAUGAUUAUUUAACAGCACUUUUCUGACUGUUGUUGAGUUGACAGAAGUGUGCUCCCACAUAGUGGUAACGAGUGAAAUGAUCUUGUAUUACGGUGGAUCGUUAUCUUAUACCGUGUUAUCGCUGCUGAUAUAGUGUGUAUGGUACAUUAUAUUACACGCAUGUCUACAUCAAAAACAUGUGUAAUUGAAUCCAAUUGUUUAUAACUUUAACCAUCAAAAUUAUUGGCUAGAAAAUAUUUUUUUCUUUGAGCAGCCGUAAAUUUUUGCUUUCAGUAACAGCAUUUUCAAUUUCAAUAAUUUUCUUUUCAUUUCAAUAAAAACAUUAUUAUAAAAGGGAACGAUAAUUUUUUUUUAUUGAACAAAUAAAUAAAUUUUAUUAAAUUCAAUUAGUACGUUUAUUGUCUUCCGACCAAUAAAUUUACUUAGGGUUACUGUGCCCUAAUUCAUCUUAGCUCCUCUAUUCAUCUCACCCAUUUAAAUAUAUUAGUUAAAGCAGUGUCUGCUACCUGUAUUCAACGCAUUAUCUCAAAUGGUAGGAUGAAUAAGGGUGCGUUGCAUUCGACUUUUCGCUUUGCUCAAACGCGAGCAUUUUACAUUUUCCAAGCCAUAUUUUUUAUGAUACUGCUUCUUAGGAAUGUAGCAAAGUUGUUGACAUCUAUAUAAGCGCAAUACAAUUACUCUAAGUCGAGUUAUCAAAGAAAUAGUGUGACAUCCUGAUUAAUGAGAUGAAUUAGGGCUCGUUAACUCUAUCAAAUUUAAUCCAUAUUCUUACUGAACUUACAAUUUUUUUCUGCGUGUGAACGACGCAUUCGCCCCGAAAAAAGUCCUUACUACUCCCCGCCUAGAAAAUUAAAAGCGUUCAUUUUUCCGGUUCUUCACACUUCUUCCGCACAUGCAUCUUUUUUGAUUGCGUACAGAUGGGAUCUGAAAUGUGAUCAGAAUUUAAAAAAAUCCUUUUAUCUACGUUACACAUUUGUACAACACCAACGCUCCUUUUUCAAAUCAUGCAAAGAAGCGCAACCUAUGCAAAAACGCUUUAAUUAAGAAAAAACACAUUAACUCAACGACUUUGCAAUCAAAAAAAACUUGAGUGUUCCUAUCGGGCCGUCGAAGCAAACUUCUCGAAAAUAUCAAAUAAAGCUUUAAUAAAACAAUUGUUUAUCGAAACAUAUUGGAAUUAGGUUCAGAUAAGAGGUUUUUCGAGACGAAUGUUGUUACGCCUAUUCGUGGAUUUUACUUUUUCUGGUCAUAUUUUAUUGUAGUCAAACGAGCGUUAAGUGCAAAACCUGUGCCUCAUUCACUUGCAGGCAUUAAUUACUUCUUCUUAGCAGAUUUUUUUGGUAGUCCUAUAAAUGUUCCCAACAACAACCAAUCCAAUAAUCGGCAUAACAUGGUAAUUAAUAUAUUCGAAAGUCAAAGCAUCGUAUAGUUUGAUGUUGGUGUUCCUUUUCGUAUUCGAUCGCUCAAAACACGUGCGCGAAGUUCGAAUUUACUAAAAGCUUUCGCCGUCUGUUUUCUCCGCGGUAGAAACACAUUCCAUCCCAUUGCGCUAAAACAUUUUUCGUCUAACACCACCCGUUGUAGUAUUUAGAACGUGUUUAAAUUCAUCCGAACGCGAAGUAGUACAGCCUGUAUAGAUAGAUGUAAGAACAGGAAUUAAAUCGCCUUUUUCGGCAACAAUGUUGGACAAACUAGAAAAUAUCCCUUUUGCACACUACAAUCGCUUCAAAAUUUAGAGGAAAAACAUAAGAAGUAAAAUCACGAGACGCACGGACAAGUUAGUCAUUAGUAUCAGCGAGAAAGCUAGUCUGGAAAUGCAGAGUUCAGAAAUAAAUCUUUUCACGUCCAUCCUUUUCUAUGCUGUAUCAUGUUGUAAACGAGUAUGAGAUAAGAUGAGAAAAUAACAGAAACGUGGAAAAUGUAUUUUGUUACUAUUAAUACUUUUUUUAAGUAUGAGUCAAAAUGAGGAACCAACGCAAUAGUUACUAUAAAAAAUUGUUAAUUUUUAACUAAAUCGCAAGAGAGGGUGAGAGAAAUUUUUUUGAACUGUGUCAGAGGAGCAAAAGAAGCAAAAAACGAUAAGAGCAAUUAAUUAGUCUGUAAGACACUAUGUAAUCUUUAGGAAAGAUUUGGGUAUCUGUUUUUCUACGGUAUAUUAAAUUUACAAUAUUUACUAUCUGGAAUUCGGAACAGCAGGGUUUCAUGAGAGUUGAACAAAUUGCAAUCUAAGUCUUCCAAAACGAGAGCUCUUCCCCCUCGUUCUGAAGACUCCACGUGCAAUGUUUUAUUCUAACUUGCCUAAUUGGUGUAGUAAUAUUGUUUUAACAAAAGACAAAUCAGCUUCUAAUUUGAGUACAGUUCGGACGAAAAUAAAGCUUUGUUCCAAUUUGAUAUGAUCUGGUGCUAUUCUUGUAGCUGGCGCUGCCUGAAAUCCUGCUGUUUGAAUAGUCAUAUUUCAGUUGAAUAUGAUUAUGCAUAUUGUCGUUAAGUUUACUUAUCUUUUAGUGGAUUCCAACUGCACAAUAAAUCAUACCACUAAUCAGUCCAACAGGACCGAAUCUGUAUUACGGCGAAGCCAAAAAGCGUUUGGUUUCAUUUGUAACCGAUACCACGCAUUAAAAACCAACAUAGCAUUAAUCACACAGGAGCACUGUUAAGGAAAUAACACAAGAGGCUAAAACCUUCAUCAUGACUCACAAUCGAAUUGUUAGUGUAUAGCGAUUUAGCUGACAUGCAAAAGUUGAGAGAAACAAAACCAAAAAAAAAAAAAAUUAAUAAAGACAAACAAACAACAUGCAUUUCCACAAGGACGUAAGACAAAGUUGAAAGAAACGUUAGAGAAAUGGCUUUAUCCGUCAAAAAGUGAAACCGAUAUUGGUCGAUUUUUGCUACGAACACUUUUGUAUACUAAACAGAGAGAUAUAUAUAACACGAGCAAAAUUUCCGCCCCUUUGUAUUAGGAUUGUGCAGAAGUGCAGCAUAGACACGUCUUUUUUUAUAUCGAUGAAGCUUACCAAAGACACCCGCCAACGCCGCCGCAAUACCGCAGAUGUUGUAGAAAUAGCAUUUUAAGACCGCGUAGGAUGGAACAUCAACCAUCCAAUCUAUAAACAAGUCGAGGACUUACAUCCGGUUUAUUUCAUCGUAGCUAGAAGCUGUAAAACCGAAAAUGUUAACAAUCGUAUAGCUAUAAACGGUAUUUUUUCAGUCCGAUCCGAGUUACAGAGAAGUGCGUAACCAUACCGUCGCAAAAAUAUUUAGAGAAAAACAACAUUUAGGCACUUUGAUAAAUACUGUUAGUUUUGAUUAUUUGAAAGACUAGAAUAUCUUGCUCAUAGUUUGUGUCCAUUUCGCUACGCUGCUAACUACUAUGAAUAGCUAGAUCGCUUUAUUAAGUUAAUAGAGGUAAACUAGUUAUGAAUGCGCGUUAUGGAGAUACAACGUUCAACGGAAUAAAAUUCUAAACAAAAAACCCGGCUGACAGACUAAUGUUUCGAACAAAUUAGGUUUGCUAGAUACGAUGAACUGCAUGAUGUGAGUAUGCACCUGUUUCUCAUUCAUUUAUGACUAAAACUUACUUUGUUUCAGGACAUUUGUACAUUCGUUUUAGCUGCACAUUAAUGUGUGGUGCUGCAAGCAUUAGCCUGAUUUAACAAUGGGCGCCAGAGGGACGUCAUCUAGAGACUAGAAGAAAAUAAGUGACGUGCCUAUGGCAGUUGGGCCCGAAAUAUUUGUUUGGUUUACGCAAAAUUGACGGUGUUUGCCAAUUCGUACACAUUUCAAUUUCUUGCUAAACUUCUCUAAAUUAUGGUUUCAAAGUAUCAUCCCAAAACGACAUAUGAGAUAGCCAAUAUAUCGUUUUAUUCGUACAUAAUCAUAUUAAACCACUGAUCAUCCAAUUUCUAGAACAUGUGAUACAUUACGUUUAUCAUUCGUUUAGUUUUUCUGGUAUGAUAGUAUAGGAGCAAGGCAUUGAUCUCAUGAGUCAUUAUAUCUUCGAAUUCCGACCACGGACGUUCCGAUGUCUUUUAAAUUUGAAUACUCCGCUAGUCAAUCUCAGCGAUCGGCAUUCAUCUCCGCUGAAUCAUUUAUUUUUAGGUUGAGGGCAAUUUGGUGGAUUAGUCAAUGAUAGACAUCCCCACUCUACUAGUUUAUAGUUUUAUGUCUCGAUGCCCAUAGCUACAUAUCUCCACUACUUUGUUAUUAUCUUGAUAUACAAUUUUUGAACACGUCUUUUCGCUACCAAAUUAUAAGUUCUAUUUUAGCGCUCAAUUGCACGACAAGAACGAUAAUCUUCUCCAAGAUGGAUUCUCCGGAUAGCAAUAUAUUUUAUUACGAUCCGAGAAUUCUGGAUUUUCCCUGAUUGAUCUCACUAUUUCACUCGAAUGAUGGUUUUCAGUUCAUCACAGUCAGAGUUAAAAAUAAUCGAAGCUCUUUUUUGGUCGGGUUCCUUUCCUUCGGCACGUACGGUAUCUUUUUCUGCUCAAGAUACACCAGCGUCUUUACGGGUAAUGGGAAGACGCCUUGUCCGGCCAGAAGACGUACUUCCCAUUCGCAUGAUGCUCCUUUAUGAUCGGCAGAAGAAUUUUCUCAAGACGCUCCUUCUGGUUCAUUUGUUGAUUGAUGACCAGACCGCUCGGCUUCAACCACAGCUUUGAAAUCCCUCUGUCCCGGCAUGGCGAUGUACAGCAUAACUUUUUUCAAAUUUAUGCUUAAAUUUAUGUUUUACUUCGGGGGUGUAGCCGACAUGUCGCUGGAAUAUUAGCUGUCAUUUCCUGGAAUGUGGAUCUUCGAGAGCGGAAAGUGACUUUCGUCGUCCAGAACGAACGACGUCCCGCGGUAGUUCUUCGUCAUCCACCGGCCCUGCGAUUUCACGAUCGCUAGUUGCUCGUCCGUGUAUUCGGAGGACCGAGUCUUCUUCCAACAGAUGAUGUCCUCCAUCUUGAGGGUUCGGUGAAUCAAGCUAUGGAAGCAGUGAUAUUUUCGGCAAGUGUCACGCAAACUCGUUCCGUCCUUGUUGUCGUACAGCUUUUUCAUCGCUUCCUUCUUCUUCUUCGUCAUCUCCUUCGCCAGACGGACGGUACGGGCCUUCCGCUUCACGCUCAGGGAUGCCAGGAUCCGGUAAACUGUACUCACGGGCACGUUUUCGUUUCGAAAGUGGUCUACCGUAAACUUUAUUCAACGAUGACCAUGCGUUUCGUAAAACCGCACAACACGCUCGCGGAUUGCUUGCUGUUUUGACGCCAUCUUCGAUUGAACUGACAACACCCGAGUGAAAAGAAAUAUGCCAUCCAUUUCUGGGAAGUCCAGAGAACAAUUCUCUGGGAGCGAAAAAAAUGUACGCUCUUUACUUUAAUUACAGAAAGAUAUUGAAAUCAUUCUCAUUUUUUAUUGAACACCCGUUACGUGAUUAAAAAAUGCAAAUGUUACCGAAAUUUCAGAUAAUUAAUUCUACCGAAAUCAAUAAUGGAGCUCCACAAAUAAUCUAAGUGUGACAUUUGUUGUGAUCGGUAGUAUCUAAUGACAAUUCGGCAGUCCUUCAGAUUUUUCUGAUUAGCGGAUUAUUUUUUGUUUAUCUCUUCUGACGCUAUUCGAGUGGGUGGCGACAUCCGACAAAAACGUCGAUUCGAUCCAACAUCAAACGAAUCGGACCAAUGAAAGAUAAUCGUCGGAAGGAUUUUUCAUACCACAUUCGUCUGAAAAAUUAAUUUAUCAAUAUGCAAAUCACAAACUAAUGUUUUGUAGCCACUCAAUGAUGAUAAACAUUGUGCUUCAAACACUUUCAUUGUCGGUGCAUUGUCAAUCCUAAGAUAAUUUGGCAUUUUGUCGAAUUGUUGCUUUGAAUGAAGCAAAAAUGAUCGCAAAAAUUGCAACACGACUUUUCAUGAAAUCAACUUCAACUUAGUUGAUCUACCUUUUACGCGCACCUAUUCUCCUGGAGUCUGUCGAAUAAGUUCCUAAAACCAUUUUGAUCGGUUUGUUGGCAUACCCAGUCCACCCUACACGCAUACGAAAAUCUACCUAAAGCUCUUUUGACUCAAUUUGGGGAUAUCGUACGAUAAGACAACUUUAAACCGCGUUAAAAAUUGUUUCUACCCGAUCCGCUAGAACAACUAUCCCUGCACGACCCCUGAUCAUUACGGCAUUAAUUCGGGGAGAGGUGCUUUUAUGUGCACAGAAAACACACUCCAAUCCAACUACUUAGUAGUCAGUUCUUUUAGUAGGGUUACACCCCUCCUCGCCACACUACCAGUUUUCGACCAUCUAUACAACGUGGUAAUUUCUGUAUGGAAGUAGAAAAAUUAGAGUCGAGAACAAGUGCUGUUGCCGCACGAGGCCAAUCUGAGCGGUAAACUUCAGGUUGUCUAAUUUACUGAGCCCUUCGGCUACCUUGUGCCAUUUAGCACCACUUCCUUGUUGAGCUCCCGAAUUGUUCGCGUACUAAUCGUUCUAAUCCCCGAAGAUUGACCUAGUCUACUCCGACGGAGAACUCUCCGGUGAGAUAAGUUCUCCUGAAACCGAGCCAGCCAAACAGGUACCGAUGACUGUUCGGCGAUUCCGGCGGAGCAGGGCCUCGACUGGUGGUGUCUCGUUGCGGUAUACUCAGUCUAGUUCCCGGCGGUGAAUCUAGCUUACGCCGACGGAGUUCCCCGGCGAAAGAAGUUCUCUCAAGAUGGAUUCUUCUUUCAUUUCAGCACCACAACUUCUUGCGCCCUUUGGUUCCCUUCUCGUGCGAUUUAGCACCUCUUCCUCGAUGAGCCAUUCAGCUCCCGAUUUGUUAGCUAACUACUCGGUCUAGUCCCCGAUAAUGAACCUGGUCUACUCCGACGGAGAGUUCCCUGCCGAGAGAAGCCAACCAGCCAGGUCCCGAGGGCGUUCGGUUCGCUGGUGCCUCGACGACCCGCGUGUGGUGGUAUCUCGUCCGGGUCUACUCAGUCUAGUUUCAUCUCUUCCCAGUAAGUUCAACCGGAAAAUGACCCAGGAUUCUGGCUGGUUCUAGCCAGUAUUCCGGCUUCAGUGACACAACCGAUUCUAACUAGAACUGGUUUUGCCACUGGAAUUGCAAUGCUAACUGGAACCGGCCAGAAUUUCGGGUUAUUUUUCGGCUGAACUUUACUGAGUUUACUUGAACUCCUGUUUGUAUCCUGACAAAAAGUAUGCGCAAAGGUGUGUCGUUGCGUGUUUCGCUUGCACAAUUAACGAAGCAUUAACUUCAAUUUUGUACAUGUUGACUAUACAGUCGCUGGUUGGUCACAUUUUAACUAGACCGCUUUUUAGAUUUGACCUCCGCUAGUUGGAUCAUUGUCCAACUAAAAAGCAUCUUAAUGUCAAAAUUUUACGUCAAAUUCACUUUGACACUCAAACUUACAACAAAUAGAGAUGUGAAUAGAUGCAUUUUCGGUCCAACCAGCGAAUCAAAUUCGUUAGUUGGACAGAGGCUGUGAUCCAACGAGCGAAUCACGACUGUAUUUCGUUAUUAUUCUAAUUUUAAGGCGACUACACUCUAUUGAACUGAACUCCAAAACUACGCUACCAUAACUAUUUUUAUGCUUGGAGCAGCGCUUGAUUAAGCUAAAUAUUACAUCGUGUUACAGUCAUUGCCGAAAUUCAUUCUGGAAGGGAGUGUGGUCGGAUUGAUCUGAAGUAGCAAACGAGAACGUACUGGAUUGACUUCAGAAUGAGUUUCAAAAACACCUUGCAUGUUCACACAAAUCACUAUCACAUUAUACUAAUAAAAGCAAAAUGAUAUCAAAAUUCAUGGAUACGAGCAAGAUACACAAAGAAAAAAUGAAACAAGUUUAUUGAACUGAAAGAUCGACAUGCUGUACUUUUAAUUACAUUUUUGGCAUUACCACGAUACACGUUUUAAAGUGUAGUUUAUGUUCAAGCCAGACCAGAAACGAAUCGAGAUAAUUGUUGACUAUAAAGACUAGACAUACAUUUUCAAAAGAUUGGAACCGAAUCUGAAGAAUUUCUUCUGGAAGCGGUUCCAGUUCUACGAACAGUGGUUGAACUAAACGUAAUCAAUCUAAUCAAUUGGAGUAAUGUAGAUAAUUCCGGAAAUAUAAACACACAAAUACGCACUGCCAUCUUUGAACAAUUUUCUUCUGGGAUAUCCUCAAUUUCAUCUUUUUUCGGAAAUGGAUAAACCAUUCCUGAAUUAAAUUGGUUGCUUCAAUAUUUGGCUGGACGAGUGUAGAUUUGUAGAAACCACAAUUUUGCUUAGUUGAAAGUCAGAAUCUUUCAAACACGGAAAGAAAUAACUAUUUUUGUAUACUCUUUUGGAACGUUUUGCGAUAUUUUCAGUGAUUAAAUUUUGAUAACAGAGAAGUAAACAAUUAGUAUAUUGAUAAGCAUUUUCAAUCCUUCUCUUUCUAGAAAAAAAGGUAUGAAAACAUUUACAAAGCAAAACUAUUUUUUCAAACAAAUGAACGGAGCAAAACUAGCGAUAUUAUUAAUUUACUGAAAACCAUGAAGCAACAAUGAUCUACGAGUACGUUACAGUUGUUAUGCAAGCAGACAAGCAGUAAAAACGUCAUUGGGAUGUAUUCUAGGGUAAACAAAGAAAAAUCGACAAUAUGUACAUAGAAAAAAAAGAAACAAAAAUAAAAGUAAUUUGAUUAUUAUUUGAAACAAGCAGAAACUGGAAAGUAUAUUAAUGUUAUCACAGAAAAUAUAAAAUUGCAAAAAAACAUUUUGAAUUAAUUAUAAGAGAGUAACUAUCGAUAAUUAUGAAAACCGCGCGAAACUUACUAGGAUUUUCUUGUAAAUAAUUAGUACUAAACGAAAGAUGAAAAUUAAAACCAAAACACUAAAUACUGCAGAAAACAUAAUGUAAAACAAAUAGCAAAUAGACACUAUAUUCAUUGAUAACAAAAGAAAAAACGCAAAUCCAAGCAACCAAAUCCGAUUUAGAAACAGUCGAAAAACGAUGCAGCAAAAAGAAAUAAAACAUGAAACUAAGACAUACGCUACACUUUGCAGAAAGAAACAUGAUGACGAUGACAACAAACAAAACAAUGAAAAAAUAAAUUACAAUAAAAAAUA